Formica exsecta is the source of this 2041-nucleotide messenger RNA. RefSeq names its product glucose dehydrogenase [FAD, quinone]-like. Gene Ontology annotation, molecular function: flavin adenine dinucleotide binding; oxidoreductase activity, acting on CH-OH group of donors. The transcript has 3 exons. The coding region runs from base 1 to 1905 and encodes 634 amino acids. The record is from RefSeq and is a predicted model, not a curated record. NCBI's taxonomy places the organism in Eukaryota, Metazoa, Arthropoda, Insecta, Hymenoptera, Formicidae.
AUGGGCGUCGCGACAAUAAUCGGUGCCUCUAUAAAAAUUGCCACUGUUUUCUUUGGCGUUGGCAAGAUUACUAUAAUCCCAGCACUGAUUACGGCGCUCGCGUACUUUAAUUACGAUCUCAUAGAUCCGGAGAAUCAUCCACGCGUGACAAAGGAGUUGAAUAAAAGCUAUGACUUUGUUGUAAUCGGCGGUGGUUCGGCCGGCAACGUGGUCGUUAACAGGUUGACCGAAAAUCCCGAAUGGAAUGUGCUAUUACUGGAGGCCGGAGGCCACGAGACUGAGAUAACUGACGUGCCAAUACUGUCUCUGUUCUUGCAUAAAAGUAAAAUGGACUGGCAAUAUCGCCCGCAACCGCAACACACGGCUUGCCAAGCUAUGGUCGAUCAUCGAUGCUGUUGGACCAGAGGCAAGGUCCUUGGAGGGUCUAGUGCUUUAAAUACAAUGCUGUACAUUCGCGGCAAUCGACGUGAUUUUGAUCAAUGGGAAAGUUUCGGAAAUCCUGGUUGGGGAUAUGAAGAUGUUCUUCCAUAUUUCAAAAAAUCACAGGAUCAAAGAAAUCCAUAUUUGGCACGCAAUACAAAAUAUCAUGGCACAGGAGGAUAUCUAACUGUACAGGAAAGCCCUUAUGUCAGUCCAUUGGGCAUAGCAUUUCUUCAGGCUGGCGAAGAAAUGGGUUACGAUAUUCGUGACAUCAAUGGCGAACAGCAAACCGGUUUUUCGUUGUUUCAAUUUACAAUGCGACGGGGUGCAAGAUGUAGCACUGCCAAGGCAUUCAUACGACCCAUUCAACUGAGAAAAAAUUUCCAUCUCUCCACGUUGAGCCACGUAACUCGGGUGCUGAUAGAUCCGCAAAGCAAGAAAGCAUAUGGAGUAGAAUUCAUCAGAAAUGGUCAUAAAGAGGUGGUGUUUGCCAAAAAAGAGGUGAUUCUCUCCGCCGGCGCUAUCAAUAGUCCACAAUUAUUAAUGCUUUCGGGUGUAGGACCAAGUACCCAUCUGGAGCAACUAGGAAUUCCCGUAAUUCAUAAUUCGCCCGGAGUCGGACAGAAUCUACAGGAUCACAUAGCAAUCGGAGGACUCGUUUUUCCAAUUGACUAUGAGGUUGGUAUUGUAAUGAAUCGAAUGGUAACUGUCACCUCGGCACUGAAAUACGCUAUCACUGAGGAUGGCCCAUUGACGUCCAGUAUCGGUCUCGAAGCGGUUGGUUUUAUUUCUACCAAAUAUGCCAAUCAGACCGACGACUGGCCCGAUAUUGAGUUCAUGAUAACGUCUUCGGGAAUCAGCUCCGCUGGCAAAAAUGCAAAAGAUGCUCAUGGUUUAACAGACGAAUUUUACAACGAAGUGUUCGGUAAAAUCAACAACCACGAUGUCUUUGGAGUGUUUCCAAUGAUACUCAGGCCUAAGUCGCGUGGCUAUAUUAGACUGAAAUCCAAAAAUCCUUUGGAUUACCCUCUACUCUAUCAUAAUUACCUCACUCAUCCAGAAGAUGUGGCAGUACUUCGCGAAGGUGUGAAAGCGGCAGUCGCCUUCGGCGAAACGAGAACUAUGAAGAAAUUCGGCUCUAGAUUUCAUAGCAAACCAGUACCCGACUGCAAGCAUUUUUCACUUUACACUGACGAAUACUGGACAUGCAUUCUGCGGAUUUAUACUUUGUCUAUAUACCAUAUGAGUUGCAGUGCUAAGAUGGGCCCUCCCAGUGACUCCAUGGCGGUCGUGGAUCCAGAGCUCAGGGUUUAUGGAAUCGAGGGUCUACGAGUUAUCGACGCGUCAAUCAUGCCAACUGUCACCAGCGGCAACAUAAAUGCGCCCGUUAUCAUGAUCGGCGAAAAAGGCGCCGAUUUAAUAAAGGCAACGUGGAUGCGAUCAUCCCAUUCCGAGAGAAAUAACAUCACGGUCGCUGCUUCGUGACACCUCAAUCGAUUUAAUAAUAUUGUAUAAUUUAAUGUAGUUAAUGACUCGAUUCUGCGAUUCGAUCAUUUUACUCUGCGCAUUCUCUGUAAUUAUCAAUUUAGUAUCAACGAUCCCAUAUAUUGGUAACCUAAUA